UGUGAUGAACAAAUACCCCCCAAAGCGAAGCAAGUAGGAGUAUAGUAGCAUCGCCACCGACCGUAGCAAUGGCGACGGCAAGGGGCACCGGGCCGGGGCGGCAGGACGAGGAUAUCCGCCAGUCCAGGCUGCUAACCAGGAGGAUCAACUAUCGCCGCGACAAGCUCCUCCACGACGCCUGGGAGGUCUCCGAGCUCUUCGCCCCCCACCUCGCCAUCCUCGCCUUCCCCGCCGCUGGCAACCCUGUUCUCUUUGGCAGCCCCACCCUCCACUCCGUCCUCCGCAGCUUCCUCGCUGGUGCCGACGAUGGGACCGAGACGGCGGCGGAAGCCGCGGCGCGCGUGGCGGCGAUGAGGCGUGAGGCGGGGUGGUUCGAGGCGCUGGUCUCGCAGGAGCAGGCGCGGCUGCACGCCGUCGCGUGCAAGGUCAAGGCGGCGCAGGAGGAACAGGGGAGGGAACACUGGUGGGAGGUGGAUGUGGACGCGCUCGGGGAGGCGGAGCUGCCGGAGUUCGCCACGGCGCUCGAUGCUCUCAGGGCCGACGUCCUCCGCCGCCUCGCCAUGCUGGCCGAAGCCCGGAAGCCACCGCGGCGGCAGUAGUAGUGGCUGUGCCGUGGGGAUCGGCGCACGGGUUCCUUCACUCCAUCAGGUUAUUGCUUGCCUAAUCAGGUCAUUGCUUGGAACCGGGAAAGCAGUAAGUGGCUUCUAGCAAGUACUACAUUGUAGAUUGCAGGGAUUCAUUUCGUUUGGUGAAAUUUGCUGCUACCUGGUUACUGCCUUCAUCAACUUGUUUGUUGUGCUCAUUGUUCUGGAUGGUUGAAUCUGAAUAUAUGCAUAAUCAGGCAUGACGUGUUAGACAAA
Molecule: messenger RNA, 860 nt
Organism: Hordeum vulgare subsp. vulgare (domesticated barley)
Lineage: Eukaryota; Viridiplantae; Streptophyta; Magnoliopsida; Poales; Poaceae
Exons: 1
Coding region: 69-599 (176 amino acids)
Source: RefSeq, a predicted model, not a curated record